Molecule: messenger RNA, 1008 nt
Organism: Lodderomyces margitis
Lineage: Eukaryota; Fungi; Ascomycota; Pichiomycetes; Serinales; Debaryomycetaceae
Exons: 1
Coding region: 1-1008 (335 amino acids)
Source: RefSeq, a predicted model, not a curated record
AUGAAAACGAUAGAUCAGUUUUCAAAGACAUUGUUGAGAUCAGUAAAGAUAUUACAGUUGGAUGAGCCACCUAUUAAAAACGUUUUGUCAGAAGAGCUCCUGAGAGUGAUAAAUAUUUACAUACGAUCCAUGUACAGUUACAUGGAUAACAUUUGGCAAAAUAUCAUUCAGGAAGACAAAGCGGCCUUUUACGAAUUUCCUCAAAAUAUACUAUCACUAAAGAUUUUAAGUUUAUUUAAUUUGGAUUUACAGAUAAUGAAGGAAUUACCGAGUUCAAUGGUCCCCAACAAGGCGGCUUACAAUGUUAUGAAUCAAAAAACUUGUAAAAUUUGCUGUAAGGAGGUGAAUGAACCAGGAUUCAGUUUUGGAGAAUUGUAUUUAAGAGCAUUCUUUACAAACAAGGAUUGCCAAUGCGUUCAGAUUCCAGUGGUGGGAUUUCCUAUCAACUUGGAAACAAAAAUGUCCCAUUAUGUUUUAAACAACUAUUUAAUCCCUUUAUUAAGGAUUUCUGGUUUUGAAUUUGAACCCGAGGUUAAGUUACCAAUUAUAGGCAAGAAGUUCUUUAGAACUGACCUCGGGAUUUGGAAAAACGACUCACAGCAGUUCUUUGAAUACAAGCUACAAAGGCUUGACCGUUUCUUACACAAAAAGAAGGCUUUGCAUUCAUCUGUGUUUACCCAAGUGGUUGCAUGUAUGAUAGGUAUGAAGACCAAAAAUUGCUUCAUCAUUACCACCAGUUCAAUCAUCAAAGUGAAAUUUCGUGAAUGGGAACUUAAUUCGCAUGGAGUAAAACCAGCUUUUGCAAUUGAAACCUUCAAUUACGACACUGGUAAUAUCAGUGCUUUUGCCUAUAUAUUUCUCAAGCUCCAAAUCUCAGAGGACAUAUUAUUGAAAGAAAAUGAUAUCGAGAGACUAAAAGAGGUAUUGAUAAAAGGUUACGCUAGAAAUUUGCCAAAUGAUGAUGAAGAAGGGCCGGUCGAAGGUCUGAGCAAUCAGGGGCAUAAUUGA